This is a messenger RNA of Solea solea (common sole), 4040 nucleotides long. It is a transcript of the gene dennd2b, whose product is annotated as DENN domain containing 2B. Bases 233 to 3625 code for a protein of 1130 amino acids. The record is from RefSeq and is a predicted model, not a curated record. Gene Ontology annotation, biological process: positive regulation of ERK1 and ERK2 cascade. The transcript is spliced from 20 exons. NCBI's taxonomy places the organism in Eukaryota, Metazoa, Chordata, Actinopteri, Pleuronectiformes, Soleidae.
GAGGAGGCAGGCUGGAGUUUUUUUUUGUGUGUGUCGGUUUUGCUUGGAAAGACAUGAGUCGGAGUUUAUUGAGAAGGGCAGGUAUCCGGCAAAAGCAGCCAAAGUUUUUCAAAGCGUAGACGCAACAGGAUUUGUUUGUCUCAAAGGGAUUAUAAUCUCAAAAUGUCAGCGGCUGCAGCCAUGGAUGUGAGCAGAAACACGGAGCAGGUGAGGUGGUGGUUCGCAGACCAACAUGACAGCCAACAAGAGUUCCAAGGCUGUGCCUCGUGCAGGAGGGGGUAAAACUUCCCGAGAAGCCCCCGAAAGGUGCCGGUCCACAUCACCGUGUCCUGUUCUCUCAGGCAGCCAGGGGCAGAGCCAGCAGCCGCUCCUCAGCGACGGUGACUCUGGGAAGCAGGCGAGGUACGUCCGCACUGACGGCAGAUUCCUGGUACGUACUGGCUGGAAGAGCAAGACAGCCAGCCUGUGCAGCGGUGCAUUACUCACAGGUGACUCUGAGUUCCAAGGCCGUCUGGUCAAGUCAAAGAGCAUCAGCUGUCUGGACAACAGGCUCUCCAUCUACAAGCCCCCAGGUCAAACUAAAACCUGUCAGGACAGUCACGGUGCCCAGGAAGAGAGGGACAAACAAGGGGAUCACUCUGUGGGAAGUGGACUUAAUGGAAGGCCACUAACCUGGAGCACACUGUCACUGGGACCUUCCUCUGGCCAAAGCCACAAACGUACCCUCUCACUCACGCGCUCCGUAGCAGGUGUUCCCCCCGCCACCAUCCGUAAAAAGAUCUCAGAAUGGGAGUGCAGAAGGGUUCCUCUGCCUAGGAUGAGCUUGUGUCUGGAUAAAAGAGGAGGAGAGCGUGUAGGAGGCAGCGAGGGCUGCCCAAGUCUGCUCUCUUCUCCCUGCAGUGAGAAAACCUUUGACUUUAAGGGAGCUCGCAGGAUGAGCACAGCCUUCUCUGAAUGCUCCUACACAGAGACGGAGGCAGAAGAAGGAGUUUCAGACAAAGACAACCUAGGUCGCUUCCAGAAAAGGAUCGGUAAGACGGAGUCUUCGGGAACAUUUGUGCGUUCCCUAUCUGCUCGGAAGGAGACAUCGGCCGUCCUCAAUAGGAUACAAAAGAUAGAGCAGGCCCUGAAAGAGAAUCCCAGUCCUCCCCCUCCACGUUAUCUGAGUAAUUGCUAUGCUCCAGACAAGACAAGACAGAGGUCUUUUGUGAUAGGUGAUGGCUUGGACAGCACAUGCACCAGUAAGCGCAGCAGUAUUUGCUCAGUGGCCACUGAGCCAGAUGCUGUGUUGGUGUCCGAUAAGCUCUCUAAACUCAGACAAAGGUUUAGUGUGAGCUCGGUCAGGUCCGAGAGCCCAGAACCACCCAACAGUCAACAGGCCACUGUUGCCACACCAGUCAAUCCUUUACCCAAACCCAAACGCACUUUUGAGUAUGACGCCAAACGGGACCAGGAGGCCACGUCGCCCGCCAAUGGACUACCUCCAAACAGAGGCGCAGAGUCUCCGCCUCCCCUGCCCUCCACCCCUGCACCCAGUGCGACACGGACAGCAAAGACCCCGGGGAGCAAGUCCACAAAAAACCACGACAGAGAGUCAUGUGAGUCGGAGGAUGCUGCGAGCCCGCCGUCUUCUUCGCCGACAGAAAACGGCACUCUGACCACAGACACACAGAAUCGACCCAGUUCCAAAAGCACUUUAGAGGAGAAUGCCUAUGAGGAUAUAGUAGAGAAGGAGAACCCAUACGAGGACGUGGACCUGAAGAGGAAGAACAUGGGUCGAAAGUCUUGCCUGUUGGAGAGCAACAGACCCUGGACUGCUGCAGACAGGAAGCUGAACUCUCCGCCUCAGUUACCUUCCAAACCCAGUAGCCAGUCGCUUCAACUCUCCAGUCAGAGUGAGAAGAGGAGCCACCGGAUGUCACAGUUAUCCAAACGCUACAGCCACGAUGAACUGCUGCUGGCUGUGACAUCAUCGUCGCCCUGUGCUCUGCUGGACGACGGCCUCUGCGGCACGAGUGACACUCUCGCCUCGCAGAGGCACUGGAGGAUCCCCAAGCUGGUCCAGAGGAUCAACUCCAUUUACUGCACUAAACGUGGGAAGAAGAGGCUAAAGAAGCUGUCCAUGUCCAAUGUGGAGACUGUGUCUCUGAGAGAUGACAACAGCGAGAGUGAGAGCGACUCCGACGACAGGUUCAAAGCUCACACGCAGCGGCUGCUGAAGCUGCAGUCAAUCCUCCGUCGGGCCCCUAGCUACCGCACCCUGGAGCUGCAGCUCAUUGAGUGGCAGGAGAGAGAGCUCUUUGAGUAUUUUGUGGUCGUUUCACUGAAGAAGAAACCCAGCAAAAACGCCUUCUCCCCCGAGGUCACGUACCAGUUCCCCAAGCUAGAACGGCCCACCAAGCAGAUGAGGGAGGCGGAACAGAGGCUUAAAGCCAUUCCUCAGUUUUGUUUCCCAGAUGCAAAAGACUGGAAUCCCGUCUCUGAAUACAACAGCGAGACCUUCUCCUUCAUGUUGACGGGAGAGGACGGCAGCAGGAGGUUUGGGUACUGCAGACGCCUGCUGCCAACUGGGAAAGGGCCUCGCCUACCAGAGGUGUACUGCGUCAUCAGCAGGCUGGGCUGUUUUGACUUGUUCUCCACGAUCCUGGACGAGGUGGAGAGGCGGAGAGGCGUCUCAGCUGCACUGGUCUAUCCGUUCAUGAGGAGUCUGAUGGAGUCGCCCUUCCCUGCACCAGGGAAGCUUAUCAAAGUCAAGACCUUUCUGCCUGGUGCAGGAAAUGAGGUCAUCGAGCUGAGGCGGCCCACCGACUCCAGGCUGGAGCACGUGGACUUUGACAGUCUGUUCCGCUGUCUCGGCGUACGGCAGGUGGUUCGGGUGUUUGCGUCGCUGCUGCUGGAGCGCAGAGUCAUCUUUGUGGCGGAUAAACUCAGCACCCUGUCCAGCUGCAUGCAUGCAGUGGUGGCGCUGCUCUACCCGUUCUCCUGGCAACACACUUUCAUCCCAGUGCUGCCAGGAUCCAUGCUGGACAUCGUGUGCUGUCCCACUCCCUUCCUGGUGGGGCUGCUGUCCAGCUCGCUGCCUAAACUUAAAGAGUUACCUGUGGAAGAGGCGUUAAUGGUCGACCUCGGAACUGACCGAUUCAUCCGACAGAUGGAUGACGAGGCCUCGCUGUUGCCGCGGAAACUUCAAGCGGCUCUUGAGCAAGCUCUGGAGCAGAGGAAUGACAUCAUCAAUCAGGACUCUGACAGCGAGUCCGAUGAAGAGUAUAACUCCUUGAACAGCCUGGUGUCCGAGGCCUUCAUCCGCUUCUUCCUGGAGACCGUCGGCCAUUACUCCCUGUUUAUCACUCAGAAUGAGCGCGGAGAGCGGAUUCUCCAAAGGGAGGCCUUCCGCAAGUCGGUGGCGUCCAAAAGCAUCCGCCGUUUCCUCGGCGUCUUCAUGGAGUCGCAGAUGUUUGCCGGGUUCGUUCAGGAUCGAGAGCUGAGGAAAACGCGGGCCAAAGGUCUGUUUGAGCAGAGGGUGGACCAGUAUCUGGAGGAGCUGCCAGACACGGAGCAAAGUGGAGUCAACAAGUUCCUGAAAGGCCUCGGGAACAAAAUGAAGUUUCUCCACAAAAAGAACUGAGGCCAACUCUUCUUCCUCGAGCCUCUGCGUCGUCGCGACGAUUCGCAACCUUUGUAAACAUGUACAUAUCAUUCUACUGUAAGCUGGCUGCGAUGCUCUCCCUUGUAUGUUUAUAGUAUUCUAUGAGAUAGUGAUAGCAGGACGGUACACGGCCGCUGAGCUGUAGAGUAACCACUGUUGUUGUGAGGAGUGUUUUCAGAGUGUAUGUUAUUGAUAUGGGCAUAGAUGUACAGUUCGUAUGUAUUCGUAUGUCUCUCUUUUUUUUUUGUAUUUGCAUUCAUUCACAUCAGCCUCUGUUUAAGGAGUGUAAGACCUAUUUCGAAAACUGUACAUGGCACCAAGACAAUGAAGAAAAUGAUUGUAACUCUUCAUAGAGUCUCCUGCAAUAUUGUAUUAAAUGUGCUAGUUAAAAAUG